AUGAAGUUCAAGCCAAAAAAUCCAUCUUUCCUGACGUGGCUAAAUUUAAUGCGCAGCAAUAUGAUGCAUGUGCCACGUCAUUUGCUACAAUGUUUCCACAUAAUGCUUCUGAGAUCAUCAAAGGACACAAUAACGGCAACAACUUCCGUAACCCUAUCUCCAGCAACAUUUGCUGCAGCGACCAUUGCCAGCCCUAGGAGGAAGAGCAUGAAUGUGCAUUACAUAACGGGGCUGAAUUCUUUUGGUGGGUUAAAAGCUCACAACAGUGUGUCCUCAUUAGGCCUGCCUGUAUGCCCUGACCAGUCCUUUGCAAAGGUGGCAAGCUCUGUGAGAACCCCAUCAAAAAGGAAAGGCAGAGGUGGGGGUGCACUCUCUUCAAGUUGCAGCGUUGUUGCUGAGAUAUGCAGGAUUGCAGCAAUCAUGAAUGGGCUUUUUCUUGUUGGAGUUGCAGUGGGGUUAGUGGAAGCAUUUGUGGAGGAGUCUGAGUGA
This is a messenger RNA of Hevea brasiliensis (rubber tree), 489 nucleotides long. RefSeq lists its product as uncharacterized. Bases 1 to 489 code for a protein of 162 amino acids. The transcript is spliced from 3 exons. Lineage: Eukaryota; Viridiplantae; Streptophyta; Magnoliopsida; Malpighiales; Euphorbiaceae. The record is from RefSeq and is a predicted model, not a curated record.